UGUGUCACAAACUUCAAAUUUCCUGUUGAAAAAUGCUGCAAAAUAGCUUACUUUUGAGCACGCUGCAUGCUGUGGAGCAGGUGGAAAUAUCCUUUGAGCAGACACUGCGCACAAUCGGCGAGAUUAAUCAUCGCUAUGAGGUGGUGUCCAGCCUCAAGCAGCGCGGCGCCAAGGGUCAGGAUACGUAUGAGCGGGAGAUCCAAGCAGCCAUCACAGAGCCAACCUACACGAAGAUCUUCACCAAGAAGUGGAAAAGGAAGAAGGCAACUCCAGUGAAGAGAGUCCAAAAGAGGAGCACAAUCAGCGCCAGUAGCUUGCAGCAUUGUGGAGAGGAAGCUGCGGCUGAUCCAGAGGACACCCCUGCUGCUCCUGCCCAACGGCCUGAACCAUUUAUGUGCCUGCAAACCAAUUGCCAGUUCUAUCACAUCGAAUGUCAGAGCAAUAUUCGGGGGCCCACAAAAACCUACAAGCAGCGCAUUGAGCGACUGCAUCGUGCGGCGCAGCAGCAACUGGACAAGCAGUGCAAGUCCUUCAGCAAUGCCUGUGGCAAUCCUCAGAUCGAGCAGCAGGACGAAGAUGACAAUUGUGCGACUUGCUGCAGCUAUUGCUGUGGGUCUUGCUGUUGCAAAUGUUAACGUGAGAGUUUCUGGGAGUAAAAUUUCAGUUGUAUUUUGUUGCAUAUUCUUAGGCAGUUUUUGUAGAAACUUUCAUUAAAGCCUCCCAAGAAAUUGGCAAA
Molecule: messenger RNA, 736 nt
Organism: Drosophila guanche
Lineage: Eukaryota; Metazoa; Arthropoda; Insecta; Diptera; Drosophilidae
Exons: 1
Coding region: 33-635 (200 amino acids)
Source: RefSeq, a predicted model, not a curated record